CUAAAAAAGUUUGUUCUUUGAGUACACUAGAGUACCUUGGUGUAAAAAAGCGUGCGAUGAGGGUUUUUCUCAAUAUAUUGGAUAUUUAUUAUUUAAAUUUGGAUUAAGAGCAACCAUGCGUGCACGAAAUGGUGAGCUACAAAUAAAAAUACACCUCAGAAAAGAUUAUCCGCACGGAGGACUUUCACCACAGUUUUUUACCAGAUAUAUUGAGCUAUUAUUGUUGAUGAAAAAUUUGUAAUAAAUUGUAUUUACGUGUUAUUAAAAUAUAUUAACGAUGAGUCUGGAUGAAAAUAGCAAGGCACGUAUGAAUUUAGCGGCUAUCAAGAAAGUGGACCCAUACGCCAAAGAUAUUGUUGAUUCUUCGUCGCAUGUUGCCUUUUACACGUUUAAUGCGGAGCAUAACGAGUGGGAGAAGACGGACGUUGAGGGUGCUUUUUUUAUAUACAGUCGGAAUGCACAACCGUUUCACAGUAUUUUUAUAAAUAAUCGUAUUAACACAACAUCCUUUGUAGAGCCUAUUACAAGUCAACUUGAACUUCAAUCGCAACCACCAUUUUUGUUGUAUCGUAAUGAGCGUUCACGGAUUAGAGGUUUUUGGUUUUACAAUAGUGAAGAAUGUGACCGAAUCGGCACUAUAGUUGGUAGUUUGGUGCAAAAAGUAGACUCAAGAGCGGUCUUUAGCGAGGGCGAUGAAAAGUCGCAAAAUAAACAAGAAAACGUUAAUAUAUUCAAAAUGUUAUCAAAAGCUCAACAAGAAUAUAAUACGCAACAGAAAAUGGCUUCAUGUAAUGUGUUACAAUUCUUUGCUGCCGCAAAGCCACGUUCAAUAGAAGUGCCUUUUAUGCAACGCGUUAUACCAAACACUCUAUCAGUUGAGCAACUGGAAAAACAGCAACGCGCUAAAACGCCCAGAGGAGAAACGCUAUCAACUGAUAACUGCAAAUUCGAAAUCAAAUCAGAAGCUACAUUGAAUAACCAAGCAACAACAGUGAAUAUGGCGUAUCCUGGAAUGGAAAGUUUAUCCAAUGAGUCUACGACGCUUAUGCAAUCAACUGGAAAAUUACAUAGCUCAUGUGCCCCAUUGGUAGUUACGGAAGAAGAACGUCUCAGACAACUUCUUGUUAAAGAAUCACCAAAGCCGGUUAAACCGACUUUAAUGCUACCAACCAUGUUUGAUAAACCAACGGAUGUAAACAGAAGCUCGCCUAAGAAGGAACCACUUAAUCAAUCUCAGUUAAUCCAAGCCUUUAGUUUUCUCAUUCAAAAUGACAAGGACUUCGUUCAAAAGUUGCAUGAGGCAUACAUUAAAGCUUACAAUAAGGAUCUGACAGGGACAUAUCAGUAAUUAACCAUAUGUAUUUUGUCAAAAUGGAAAUUACAAUAAAUUGUAAUUUGUAAUGUUGA
Rhagoletis pomonella (apple maggot) is the source of this 1407-nucleotide messenger RNA. RefSeq lists its product as uncharacterized. The record is from RefSeq and is a predicted model, not a curated record. Lineage: Eukaryota; Metazoa; Arthropoda; Insecta; Diptera; Tephritidae. Bases 278 to 1348 code for a protein of 356 amino acids. Gene Ontology annotation, molecular function: mRNA binding; enzyme activator activity. Gene Ontology annotation, cellular component: P-body. The transcript is spliced from 2 exons. Gene Ontology annotation, biological process: positive regulation of catalytic activity; deadenylation-independent decapping of nuclear-transcribed mRNA; deadenylation-dependent decapping of nuclear-transcribed mRNA.